AUGAUUGUUCCGAUGGUGAAGAUGAAUUUGAAUGUGGUGAUUACCUACACUACACCUCAGUAUACAUGUGGCCCACAUGAAUUUACUUGUGAUAAUGGAUUGUGUAUUCCCGGAGGGAGGAACGGUAAUGUUUGUAAUGGCAUCAAUGACUGUGGAGAUGCGUCUGAUGAAGAGCACUGUGGGACCACACCGCAUCCACUUGAGACAACCACAGUGAUUGGUUGUCUUAUCAGCCAAUGGCAGUGCACCAACUCUUCUGAAUGCAUUGAAUCAUCCAAUCGAUGUGAUGGAAUGAUAGACUGCAGUGAUGCAUCCGAUGAGAUGUUUUGUGUCUACUACACAACAAGUCCACCCUUAACAACAACAACAGGGUCUCGGCCAAGCGUUCCUUACAUCUCAUCAACAUUCCAGCCAGUUAGUACCACAGCAACGGUCACUUCAACAGUCAGUCCACCAACUACUUCAGUUAAGCCACUGCCAGGUACAUCAACACCCAUACCACUAGAAAGUUCAACUGCUGAGCAGCAAACAACUAAUGCAGUGCUGACCGUUACAUCCCCUGGCUAUCCCAAAGAAACACCAUCACCCUCAACACCAUUGGUCACUCUCCCUGUGACUGAGCCAGUAACAGCCAUCCCGCCAAGUGUUGCCACACCACCUGAAGUUGAUGUAACUACACCUUACCUUUCAGAGUUGACAACUCCAUACAUACCGAGCGUAACAACACCACCAAUAACUACACCAUAUGUUGCUGAUGUGACCACACCUUAUUUUCCAGAAGUGACCACACCUUAUGUUCCUGGAGUGACCACACCUUAUGUGCCAGGAGUGACGACACCUUAUGUGCCAGCAGUAACGACACCUUAUGUUCCUGGAGUGACCACACCUUAUGUGCCAGGAGUGACCACACCCUAUGUGCCAGAAGUGACCACACCUUAUGUGCCAGGAUUGACCACACCCUAUGUGCCAGGAGUGACCACACCUUAUGUACCUGAAGUAACCACACCUUAUGUACCUGAGGUCACCACACCUUAUGUACCGGGAGUGACCACACCUUAUGUACCAGGGGUGACCACACCAUAUGUAAGAGUGACCACGCCAUAUUUGCCUGAAUUGACCACACCAAAUGUACCAGAAGUGACUACCCCGUAUGUACCAGGAGUAACCACACCUUAUGUACCUGAAGUAACCACACCUUAUGUACCUGAGGUCACCACACCUUAUGUGCCAGAAGUGACCACCCCAUAUGUGCCAGGAGUGACCACUCCAUACGUACCUGAAGUAACAACUUCUGCAGUAAAAAGAGUGACCACAACACCGUAUGUACCAGGAGUAACCACCACACCAUAUGUAGCAGGUGAGACCACCACACCAUAUAUUCCUGGAGUGACCACACCUUAUGCGCCAAGAGUGACCACACCAUAUAAGCCAGGAGUGACCACACCUUAUACUCAGUCAUCUACAACGGUAAAAGCCAUACCAGGUACAUCAACCCCAAUACCAUGGAUUUCAUCAACAGUUAAAUCCUCCACAACUGCAUCAAAGCUGAUCCCAACAUCACCUAAAGAAUUUUAUACGCAUUUUACAACACCGUAUGUACCUGAGGUGACCACACCUUAUGUGCCAGGAGUAACCACACCAUAUAUUCCAGGGGUGACCACUCCUUAUGUGUCUGGAGUAACCACACCAUAUAUUCCAGGGGUGACCACACCUUAUGUGCCAGGAGUGACCACACCUUAUGUUCCAAGGGUGACCACACCAUAUGUAAGAGUGACCACACCAUAUAUACCUGAAGUGACGACACCAUAUGUGCCUGAAGUGACCACACCAUAUGUACCAGGAGUGACCACUCCAUAUGUGCCAGAGGUGACCACUCCGUAUGUGCCUGAAGUGACCACUCCAUAUGUACCAGGAGUGACCACACCAUAUUUGCCUGAAGUGACCACACCAUAUAUACCUGAAGUAACCACACCUUAUGUGCCAGAAGUGACCACACCAUAUGUACCAGGAGUGACCACACCAUAUGUAAGAGAGACCACACCAUAUGUGCCUGAAAUAACCACACCAUAUGUACCGGAAGUGACCACCCCAUAUGUACCAGGUGUGACCACACCAUAUGUACCUGAAGUAACGACACCUUAUGUACCAGAAGUGACCACCUCAUAUGUGCCAGGAGUGACCACACCAUAUGAGUGA
Molecule: messenger RNA, 2196 nt
Organism: Asterias rubens (European starfish)
Lineage: Eukaryota; Metazoa; Echinodermata; Asteroidea; Forcipulatida; Asteriidae
Product: mucin-2-like
Exons: 5
Coding region: 1-2196 (731 amino acids)
Molecular function (GO): protein binding
Source: RefSeq, a predicted model, not a curated record